Acanthopagrus latus (yellowfin seabream) is the source of this 2273-nucleotide messenger RNA. RefSeq names its product mitogen-activated protein kinase kinase kinase 8 (gene map3k8). The transcript is spliced from 8 exons. The record is from RefSeq and is a predicted model, not a curated record. Bases 384 to 1880 code for a protein of 498 amino acids. Gene Ontology annotation, molecular function: ATP binding; protein kinase activity. Gene Ontology annotation, biological process: protein phosphorylation. Lineage: Eukaryota; Metazoa; Chordata; Actinopteri; Spariformes; Sparidae.
GUAGCUUCCACAGCUCCAAUCCAGCUGUAAUUUUCUGUGACUAAUGAGCGUAAAGGACGUACACUAAUACGUUAUACUUCUGUUAUGACUUUUUGUUUUAUUCAAGAGUUUCUUUGACAAGAAUCAGCACAUUUUUUCUCUCCCACAGGAAAACACCCGAGGGUUUCGUGGAAGGUCACGUCCUGUGUCUCAGCGGCGCUACGUGCAAUUUUGUUUUUCAGUCCGAGAGAACAGAAGAAAAGGGAAAACGAAACCUACGGGAGAGGAACGCGCCUGGCAGCACCUGACGUUACAGCCCACACCGCCCACACACUGCUCGGAGGCACUUCCUCUGUUUACUUCCUUCUAAACACAGUCCGAUCCUCUCAGUCAGUCAGACAGUCAUGCAGACGUCUGGUGCGGACACGCGAUGGAGAGACGACAGCCCCAUUGAGCGCCUGACCCAAAGAUCACGGCAAAGUGAGCGACACCAGUCAAGAAUCAACAUGGAUUACAAAUAUGAUACUGGAAUAGAACUGCUGUUGGCCCACAUGAACAUAGAGGACAUCAUCAACGCCGCGGAGACUCUGUAUCAGCUGGAAGAGGAGGAAGGAGGCUCAUCAUUCGAAGAGGAGGGUCUCUCUCAGGAGGAGAUGGACGAGAUCGAGGAGGCAGGGGACUCGGCGGGCCCGGGGACUCCGCAGAAGGACUACGUCAACGGUGGCGUUCAGUACGGGACGGUGACAGACCUCCUGUCCUUUGUCAACCUGCUGUCCAGCAUGCAGGCAGCAGCCCUGCAGCACCUGCCCCAGGAGAUGGGGGUCCUGCUGAACAAGAAGUACAUGUUUGUGAAGAAUGGCCGGUACCAGAUCAACAUGGACGUGCUCCUGUUUCCCUGGAAAUUGACCUACAAGAAUCACGGCUCUGGCCUCGUGCCCAAGGGCUCAUUUGGGAAAGUCCACUUGGCUCAGGACACCACCACCAGGAAAAGAAUGGCCUGCAAACUGAUCCCCAUGGAGAACUUCAAAGCAGCCGACGUGGAAUUCCAGGCACGGUUCCGUCACGAGAACAUCGCUGAGCUGUACGGCGCUCUGCUCUUCAACCAGAACGUCCACCUGUUCAUGGAGGCCGGAGAGGGCGGCUCGGUCCUGGAGAAGCUGGACAGCUGUGGGCCCAUGAGGGAAUUUGAGAUCAUCUGGGUGACCAAGCAAGUCCUGCGGGGGCUGGAGUACCUGCACUCCCACAAUGUCAUCCACCACGACAUCAAACCCAGCAACAUUGUGCUGAUGUCAGACAAAGCAGUCCUGGUGGAUUUUGGCCUGACGGUGCAGAUGACAGAGGACGUGUACACUCCUAGAGACCUGAGAGGAACAGAGAUGUAUAUGAGCCCAGAGCUGGUUCUGUGUCGAGGACAUGACACCAAGACGGACAUCUACAGCUUGGGGACCACAAUCAUUCACAUGCAGACUGGGAGCCCUCCAUGGGUCCGCAGAUACCCACGCACUGCCUACCCAUCUUAUCUCUACAUUAUCCACAAGCAAGCCCCCCCUCUGGAAGACAUUGCGGAGGACUGCAGCCCCGACAUGCGCUCCUUUCUGGAACGAGCCCUGGAGAGGAACCCUGCUCUGCGGAGCUCGGCGUCCGAGCUGCUGAAGGACGAGGCCAUCAACCCGUCAAGGGAGGAUCAGCCACGCUGCUGGAGCCUCGACUCGGCCCUGGAGGAGGUCACCAACACCAUGCUGCGACAGCAGAGCCAGCACCACGACACCAUACAGGAAUCUUCUCUGUACUCUGAGGACUCUGGACACACGAAGAGGAAGGGCUCCUUGUACAUUGACCUGGGGGCUUUGUCGGGUUACUGUAAACUGGUAACAGGCCCCCCUGCUUCAGAAUAUGGCUAGCACCGGACCAAAGCUUAACAUUCUUGUGGCUGAGCUAAAGUUGAAGCCACCUCAUACUUCUUAAGCUUCAGAGUACGGCCCAUUGUUCACUGUUGGAGGACUGUUGAAGAGAUCCGAGAGGUGGACAGCUGGAGGCCACAUGGCUCACUUGUUUACAAGUUUGUAAAUGGAAUUAGCUCAACUUUAAAUGGACUAAUGGGACUCAACUCUGCAGGACAGUGGUGGGAAGAGCUGCAUUAAGUUUCAGCUAUUUGGUAUAAUUUCCCAGAGCUCCCUGUGGGGCUCUUGUUCAUGCAAAUCAAACAUGUAGUUUUUUCUUUUCCUCAUGAAACUGUGUCUAGCAGACUGUACAAAUAAGUUCUUUCAUCACUAAAAUAUGUAAGCUAUCUGUUA